AUGAUCGACAAGGAGCAGAAUCCGAAGGUGAGGCUGGAACAGCUGAUCGGGGCCAGUUGUGUCAGGAUUGAGUACAGGGAUUUGCCUGGGACGGGGGAGAGGUUUGUGGAUAAGCAGCCGCAGUUUGGGAUUGGCGUGUAUUUCACGGGGUGGGGGGAGGAGAAUCUUUUGCUGGGGGAGGCAUGGGAUUUUGGUAAGAAGAGUGCCGGGCACAGGGCGGCGGAGAAGGCUUGUGGGCAUCCGAUGGUGGUGGGGAGGUUGGUGGAGAGGAAGAGGGCUUAUAUGGCCAAGAGGGCCAUUGAGAGGACGACGGAGGAGGAGGAGGUGAAGGAGGAGGAGUGA
Molecule: messenger RNA, 342 nt
Organism: Podospora anserina S mat+
Lineage: Eukaryota; Fungi; Ascomycota; Sordariomycetes; Sordariales; Podosporaceae
Exons: 1
Coding region: 1-342 (113 amino acids)
Source: RefSeq, a predicted model, not a curated record